GGAAAACAUGGAUGAAUUAGUGUUCGGCCGUAGUACUAUUGCAAUUUUUCAAAAUAUGGGGCUUUCUUAUAAUAAUGAUGCAACUAAAUCUACACAACCAACUGGUGAAGCACCUAAGUCAUUUGAAGGGUGUCCCUUUGAUUUGCAUAGUCUUAAAGAAGAAGUUAUCACAAACCCAGGAAUAAAAGCAAAAGUUAAACCAAUCUUGCUUUCAUUCAACGGUUUGCCUGACAGUGGGAAAACAGCUGCUGUAGACUAUGUAAGGAAAACGUACACUACUGAAGGUGUAGCUAUCAAAGAUGUUCGGAGUGAAAUAGCAGAAGAAGCAGCAGAAGGCAUUCAUUAUUACCAAUUUAUUGCUGCAAGUUCAAGUGUUACAAAAAAUCUCAUUAUUAAUGAGUUCACGAAGAAAUCAUGCUUUGCACCUUCAAUUUUGUCAGCUUUCAAUGAGCGGUUUCUAAGCCAAGGAAAGGUCCCACAUUUAAAUAUAGAUGAAAUUUAUGACACUUCCGUAUUUGAUCAGCCAGAUUUAGAUGAACAUAUUCACUUUAUUUAUCAAUUUCUUUCAAGGCAGGAUUUUAUUGGAAAGUCUAAAAAAGCAGAGCAGUUGUCUGAUCAAGAGAGGAGGGAUACAGAGAAUUUGAUCAAGGCCCUUCCUGAAGGGAUUGCUGUAGUUAAUGUGUGGGAUGUUACAAUCAAUAAAAUUGUUCGUCAUUUUUUGGCAGCUUUGCAGGGUCACCUCUACAAUCAGCACACAUGGCUUUUUCUGGAUUUGGAGGAUGACAUUGAAAGCCUUACUAUGCCACCAGAAGAGGGUGGCCUCAUGAGCUGGAGACCUCAUCUACAUUACUUGCUUCGUCAGUGUAUGAUUAGUAAGGAUAACGAGAAAGAGAGGAGGGGAGUUUGCACCAUAAUUGGUAAGCACAAUGGGAUGCAAAAUGGAAACCUGCAAAUGAAAGUUCAGGCCUUAGAAAGCAAAGUACGACCACUUGCAAAGCACAUUGGUAUAGCCACUCUCCUUGAAGACAAGAUCAAAACAAUCAAUCUUAAAAGCCAUAACAGCACUCAUACUUUAUGCCAAAAUUUCGAGCGUGUCAUCAAUGAAACACCGUAUGAGGAAAUUCCAGUAGUUUGGGUCUUCCUUCGUAGUCUAUUUUAUCGCUUUGAUUGGAAAAUCAUAGCUCGAGAUGAUCUCAAGGCAAUGGCAGAAAAGUGUGGCAUGGAUGAUGAGUCUUUGAAAGGGUUUUGCAAAUUCUACACGUCAUUUGGCAGCAUUUUUGAUCUGAGUCUCGUUGAUCCCGAUUACCAAUUUGUUAUAGUUAAACCAGUACAAUUUUUGAGAAAGCUCAACGAUCUUCUUCAAAAUGACAAAUUUCGCCAAACUGGAAUCGUUUCAGAGAGUGCAUGCAGGGAUAUGUUUGAUGGUCAUAUGACAGCUUUCAUGGAUGCACUAGUUUCCCUUAAUUUAGCUGCACGAGUGAUAAAAUCUAAUUUGGAGUUGGAACCCAAUGAGUUGACUGAAAAUGAUAUUUUCUAUUAUAUUCCUACACUCCGGAAAAUGAAUAAGGAGCAGCUCAAUCCAAAAUCAAUACAUGUUCUCACAAGCAUUGACACCCCUCAUAUUUUCAAGCAGGCUACAUUUACGAAGCAUUUUCUUCGUUUACGUCCACAAGCCAAGCUAGUUCCAUCCAAGUACCGUAACCAAACCAUCAUCAACGAUACUGCCACCGGUACAAUCAUCACCUUAACUUCCUUUAGUCCAGCAACCAAUCUACACCUGGACAAACCAAGUGAGGAAGUGUGCUCAUGUAUCGUUCAAGUUUAUAAUGAUAUCACAAAAAAAAGCCAGAAAGGUAUGUAGCCCUUGCCCAUCUUCAGGUGCAGCAAAACCAGUGACUACAGUCAAAUACAGAUUCAUCAAAAUAUGCAUGGAAAGCUCUGACUUGGGUCCUCAGUCCAUUCCUUCAUCAAGCUAUCAUGUCCUACCUGUUAGGUCGCCUUGCAGCGAAUGCAAUGAUAGUAGCUGUGAUGAGCUACUGAAAGCAUGGAAUGAAGCACUUACAAAGGCACAUCAAAAAUAGACAAUCAUAAUUUAUUGUAGCUUUUUUAGAAUCCUACUCAUGAUUCAUCCCUGCCGCAGUCUACCAAAGGUUAGGGAAAUUAUAAACACCAAAAACUAGAUCUAGAUUUAUCUAUCAUAAUGAAGUUGAUAAAAGAUAUACCGUAUAAGGGGUAUAUUUCCCAGGGAAAAUAUUUCACAAAAAUCACAU
Messenger RNA from Amphimedon queenslandica, 2270 nucleotides. RefSeq lists its product as uncharacterized. The transcript is spliced from 2 exons. The record is from RefSeq and is a predicted model, not a curated record. Bases 8 to 1861 code for a protein of 617 amino acids. Lineage: Eukaryota; Metazoa; Porifera; Demospongiae; Haplosclerida; Niphatidae.